This is a messenger RNA of Mucor mucedo, 1488 nucleotides long. RefSeq lists its product as uncharacterized. The transcript is spliced from 12 exons. The coding region runs from base 1 to 1488 and encodes 495 amino acids. The record is from RefSeq and is a predicted model, not a curated record. NCBI's taxonomy places the organism in Eukaryota, Fungi, Mucoromycota, Mucoromycetes, Mucorales, Mucoraceae.
AUGUUGUCUAAACUGUUAAUAUCCCGCAAGUGCUACCUGAAUUAUGAAAUAUCAUCUGACAUAUACCAAAAGACUGUAAACACGGUCUUGUUUUUUGAAGCUACUGCUUCAAGCUUAAGCCACAAUACCGCCAUAGCCUCUUUCGAACAGGCGAUGGACAAUUUGUCAAAAAAAACACGGCAAAACCUUUUAAUCUUGUCAGUUGGUGCAUUGGCGUCAAAAACAAUAGUUAUGAGGUUACUCUUUGAAUUGGAAAACAAGACGGCCAAGCUUAUAAGAGGUUAUACGCGUGCGAGGAAUGACCGCGCUGUUGAACAAAGUAUUUCUUCUUCCUCCAGCCAAGUAUGCGGGAAGGUUACUUUGGUAUUCCAGAUGAAACGGAAAUAUGAGCCAAUGAAAAGGACUGAAGGUGAUAAACUGUACUUUGGUGGGGUCAGUGUUGCAACAAAACUCAAGAACAAUGCUGAAGAUCUUGCAAAAAACUAUUGUCAACUUGGCCCAAAGACAAAGCACAUAAAACAAAAAACUUACAAGAUUUUUAUCUCCCACAGCAUGUCCUUGAAUAGUAUCGUGGAUCUUUCUGAUCACUCAUUGGAUUCUCAAAAGCAGUAUUUUGCUGAUAAUGAGUGGGAUCAAUUGAGGAAGCAAUACCAUAUGAAGUCCAGCCUUGUGAGUAUCAAGAAGUUUGACUGCUUCAAGAAAUAUGACGUCUUCGCGGAAGCUCUCGGUGUUCUUGUCGGUGAAAAAUUGAACCUCUUCAAGAAGUUGGACCUCCUCAUCAAGAAGUUGGACGAUUUCAAAAAAUCUGACGUCCUCGCGGAAGUUCCCGGUGUUCAUAUCGGUGAAAAGUUGAACCUUUUCAAGAAAUUUGACUGCUUGAAGAAACUAAAUAAGAAGCUGAAAAAGUUGAACUUGGUGGACACGUAUGCUUUGGCCAGGAACCUAAUUCAGAACCUAAAUGCACCUGAUGAAAUCCUGUUUAAAAUCUAUGCUCACACCUCAUUGGAUACUAAUCUACUUUCCAUUCACCACUGUAGCAUUGAUGUCUACCGCUUUCACUCCGUGGCUCUUAAAAUAAAAUCAAAUGAUCCUACUGAGUUAGAUUACUUAAUGAAGAUCUGGGGUGGAAUAUUAGAACCAUUAUUUCCUGAUACAAGCGGGGAGGGCGAGUCUGUAGCCGAGGAUAACAAUUUCAGAAUUGACUGCAAUCAAUGUGAUGUUUCAAGAUUGUACCUUGGGGAUUAUGGCUUGUAUUGUAUUGAUGAGUUUCUGGAUUUAAGGCUUCCAUUAAGCCCCGCCGAAUUUGCCGAAAACUCUUCAAAUUGGUUUCAAAAGCUGUUUUCCUUAAGGCAACAAGAGGAACAGAUUAAUUACAGCACAUGGAUCCGUGGAUCAUUCUAUCCCCCAAUAUGUCAAGAUAACUCAUUGUAUAUUCCUCAAGAUUUACAUGGUAUUCUGGUCGAAAGCAGCAAGAAAAACGAAAAGUAG